Molecule: messenger RNA, 4923 nt
Organism: Numida meleagris (helmeted guineafowl)
Lineage: Eukaryota; Metazoa; Chordata; Aves; Galliformes; Numididae
Gene: LRRC55
Product: leucine rich repeat containing 55
Exons: 3
Coding region: 2324-3202 (292 amino acids)
Cellular component (GO): voltage-gated potassium channel complex
Molecular function (GO): potassium channel activator activity; voltage-gated potassium channel activity; transmembrane transporter binding
Source: RefSeq, a predicted model, not a curated record
CCCAUCUCCAAAAGCAAGCUGCAUUUCAUGGAAUGGCUUAGGUUGAAAGGGACCUCAGAGAUCAUUGAGCUCCAGCCUCACUGCCAUGGCUAGGGCUGCCCCCCACCAGAUCAGGCUGCCCAGGGCCCCCUCCAACCCGGCCUCGAGCACCCCAGGGAUGCUCGUGGCCAUCUCAGUGGUUCAUGGUGCCUCCAUGAUGUCCCAGUGAGGCUGCUCAGCUGUCACCAACCUCUCCUGCAUUGAGGAAGACGUUUUGGCAAAGGGGCCCUGAGCCAAGCUCUGCCAGUCGGCCUUGAGGGCCAUUAACAACCAGCCCCAAUCGGGGUUAUUUAUUCAUUAAUUUGCUGCAAAUGCAGCCCUAAAUGGUGGAAAUCUCUGUACUAAUAGAUGCUCUGGAAGAGAUUUGCAGCCAGGCAUGGGUCUUAUCUCUAAUUAUGUGUCUGGCUGAGCUGCAUCUGGCUCCGGGGAUGUCUGGUUGUAUUUGGCUCCUGGAGCUUCUCUUGAAACCCACUGGGACCCCGGGCUGAGAGCAGUGCCAAUUAAUACCCACCACAGGGAGAGGCAGCCGCGCGCCGUCUGGCUGCAAGCUGCAGGCGAGGGGGAGCUGUCCCAUGGGGAGCAGCCCCAGGCAUCCACACAAUGCCACUGGGGUACAGAAAUGGGGCCAGUGGGGCUGGGAAGGAGGCGGCUCCGUGAAAACAGCGGGAGAAAAUUGAAAGAAAUGGGGAAAAUGCACAAGCAGGCUAGAUUUUGAAAGUGCCUCCUUUUCAAAAUGUCGUACCCAUGUUGUUGCAAUGUGCAUCCUUCUUUUUUUUUUUUUUUCUGAAAGAGCUAUUUGCAUUUAAAGAAGCCGACUACAAAGAGAGGGAGUGGGGGGUGUCACAAAAGACCAUGCAAAAUGAGCAGUGUAUCAGUUUUCAAAUGGGAACAUAGCUUUUCUAUCACCCCCCAGGCCACCAGGUCCCUGCAGCCUGGGUUCAUUGGGGUGAAGACAGCUGGGUGAAAUCACUCCUGAUUUGCUCUCAUUUUCUCUUCUGCUGACACCUAUUUUGCUUCUGUUUUGAGACCCGGGAAGCCCUGGUUCACCCCAUCCCACGGGGGUGCUCCCCAGGGCUGGAGGUGCAAGGAGGGGAGCUGGUGGGCUGGGGACCAGCUGGGGUCACUGCGUGGCUGAGUGCCACCUGUCAUCCCUCAUCCCACACCGUCAUCCCGAGCAGGGUGUCCCCAUCGCGGGGGCAUUGCUCCCCUCUGCCGUCUCCAUCACUGUGCAGCUCCGCAUCCUGCUCUCCUGUUGCUCAGAGAUGUGGAGGCAGUUGCUAAGAGACACCAAAACGUCAGUAUCUGGCCCUCAAGGAAAAAAAAAAAAAUAGAGAAAGAGAGAGACAAGGGAGGACGAGGAGGAGGAGGGGAGGAAGGAGGUGGGGAAAGACCUGCUCUGAUUGCCAGGCUCGGCAGCAGCCUUGGCUGCAGGAGCUGCUCGCCCAACUUGACGGACCCCCAUCUUACCGCCUGAGUGGUUGCUGAGCUGAGCCCCGCUUGUCUCCAGGCAGCGUGAGUACCCAGGGACCCCGCUGUCCCCCGGCACUGUUGGCGGCUGUGGCAGGGAAGGAGGGCAGCAGGGGCGGUGGUUUCCCCAGCACAAUGGGUGAGGUGGGGAAAGGAUGGAGCUGGGGAGGGCAUGGGCGUGCUGGGUGAGGGAGGAAGGAGCUAAGAUGGCCAGGCAGUGGGGGCAGAGCAGGCUGGCAGUGGGGCUGCCAGGGUGAGGGAUGCUGUGCCGGGCGGGGAACUGCACUGGGAGGGGGCUAUCCCUGCGGGGGCCGGCGAAGAAGGCAUCCCUGGCAGCGGGCAGAGCGUUGACGGUGAGGACGCCCCUGGCUCUGCCAGGACAGGCCAAGCUGAGUCGGUGGGGCUGAGCCCUCCAUUUGGCUAAAAGCACGGGGGCUGGGCAAGGAGGGGCACAUCCAUGGGGAUGGUGUGGAUGCUCUGUGAGCCGCACAGACCCUGGAAGAGCUUGCUGCUAGCUUGGGUUUCUUUCACUCCUCUUUUCCGCAGGCAGCUGAAAGCAGCUCGCACCGGCCCUGCGGGGAGGCUCAGUGGGCCCCGAAUGUCCGUGGGAUGCCCUGAGCAUUGCUUUUCUAGCUCAGAACUUGGGUCCGGUCCCAACUGCUUCCUCCACCACUGCCAGUAGACUUUGUUGGGUGACCCUUCCCCCAGUCGUGAUGGCCCCCACCACGCUGUGACGGGCAGAGGAUGCUGUCACGGUGCAGCCAGCGGGCUGUCCCCGCACUGAGGCCUGCUGCCAUGGCACACUCCAGGCUCUGAGAUGGGCCCGGGGGCAGGCUGCCGGCCCGCCAUGCUGCUGGGCCCCUGGCUGGUGGCGGUGGUGGCGGUGGUGGCAGCAGGCUCUGGGGCGGGCUGCCCGGUGCUGUGCACGUGCCGCGGGCAGGCAGUGGACUGCAGCGGGCAGCGGCUCUUCUCGGUGCCCGCCGAGCUGCCCUUGGACACCGGCAACCUCAGCCUGGCCCACAACCGCAUCGCCAGCAUCCCGCUGGGCUACCUGGCCUGCUACGCCCAGCUGCGCGUCCUCGACCUGCGCAACAACUCGCUGGCCGCCCUGCCCGCCAGGCUGUUCCUGGGCGCCCGCCGCCUCACCCACCUGGACCUCAGCUACAACAACUUCAGCCUGGUGACAGCCGACAUGUUCCUGGAGGCCAGCGAGCUGCUGCGCCUCGACCUCAGCCACAACCCCUGGCUGUGCACGGUGCACCCCAAGGCCUUUCGCGGGCUGGUGCAGCUGCGGGAGCUGGACCUCAGCUACGGGGGGCUGUCGGCCCUCAGCCUGGACGCGUUGGAGGGGCUGACGGGGUUAGUGACCCUCCGGAUCGGCGGCAACCCCUGGGUGUGCGGCUGUGCAAUGGAGCCCUUCCUCAAGUGGCUGAAGAGCCGCAUCCAGCUCUGCACAUCAGAUUCGCAGCUGGCUAAGUGCCAGGCUCCCCCCGAGGUGAAGGAAGUGCCCCUCUUCUCGCUGACAGAGGAGAGCUUCAAGGCGUGCCACCUCACCCUGACGCUGGACGACUAUCUCUUCAUCGCCUUUGUGGGCUUCGUGGUCUCCAUUGCAUCGGUGGCUACCAACUUCCUGCUGGGCAUCACAGCCAACUGCUGUCACCGCUGGAGCAAAGCCAGCGAGGAUGAGGAGGUUUAGCCCCAAAACAGCACUGAUGGAGAAAGAGCCCAGCAGCCUCCAGUUCCCCAAACCCAGCCUGUUCUCUGCAGCUAAGGGCCAAGCCUGGGACAUGGCGCUCACUGGGGACAGCCCCAGGUGCUGGUGACGCUUGCCACCGCUUGGACAUGCAGACAGCACCAGGGCCACGUGCCUGCUGUUGGGACAAGCGCUGAAGCCCCGCAAACAUCUCCUGGGCAGCUUUCACCAACCACUGCCUGCUCCUUCCCCUUCUCCUCCCAAGUUUUGUGCAGGUUUUGGGCCAUACCUGGCACCCAGCCUGGCCAGACAGCUUGGGGAACCAUCGUUAGGAGACAAAACAAACUCCUAAGAAAUGAAAAAAAGAAGAAAAACCCACAAAGCCACCGGCCUCUCUGUCCAAGCAGGGUGGCUGCUGCUCCCGUGUGUGUUUUACGCUGUCUUCAUGGCCGUCCCUGCAGUGUGUGGGGCUGAAGACUGACACUUCCACUCCAGCUGUAAAACCCCCGCGGUCACGUAGCACUUUGCUGCCAAGAAAUGUUUGCUCCCAUCCUUGCUCCCUGGGGUCUCUGCUUGGGACAGCCCCCCCCAUACACCCUCCCUGGAGCCAUCCUCCUGCCGGACGCAUCCCAAGGCGGGGCCUCCCAUGAGCUGUUUUAUUUUCUCACUGUGUUUCCCAUGUGUGUAGCUGGAGUGUAGAUGUGCCAUUUAUAAACAAACCGACCAAAACAAAACCAAAACGAAACGCAAGAAAAAUGGGGAAGAAUAAGGCAACUUCUGGCUUGGUGACCCCACGCCCACUGCUGAGAUACGAGCCCUGGCUGCAGCAUGGAGAGAAGGCUGGGUGCACAUCACAGCAGUCCCCGUGCCAUGGAUCCAUGGCCACAGUUGGGGUAUUACCCAUGGCAAGAUUCAACCACUGGCAAUGUUGCAGCUCCAGGCUGCACCCCACAAACCCCAUGCCUGUAGGAGCGUGGAGCCCACCUGUGUUGUUUUGUGGGAUAGGGGCACUCGGGAUCCCUCUUUUCUUUCUUUUCUUUCUUUUUGGUAAGUCUCCCCACCAAAACAGCCUCUGGAGACUAUGGACAAGACAAGCAUUUCCUCUGGCAGUUCCUGACUCCACUAUUGGGUGAUAGGGGAGAAAGUGUAAAUGCCAAGCUCCAAAUAUCCAUGAAUUCAACCAAACCCAUUUUCUGCCUUUCUGAAGCAGAAGGGCCUUCCCUUACACUUCACCUUCCUGCAAGGGAUGGGCGGGGGACUAAGGAUGUCAAUUUUCUGCCACUUCUGUCCAGCAGCAGCCGGUGCUGGUGCCUGGCCUCGGGUGCUGGGUCUCCACACCACCGCCCCUGUGGCAUGGCCAUGUUCUGUCCUGCAGCCUGGGGAGUGCAGGGCAUGGGGGCAGCCACUGGCCUCCUCCUGUCCUCUCUUUCCCUCAUCUUUUUCUUUUCCCUUCUCUUCCCUUCUUUUCCCUUCCAUUCUCUUCCCUUCUCUGCCCUUCUCUCUUUUCCUCUCCUCUUUCUAUCCCUCCCUCUUUCCCCUUUCCUCCCCCCUUCCCCAUGCUAUGCCGAGCACUGCCAGAUGGGGAAGGAGAAGGGGGAAACACCGAGUUUGACCCCCCUGGACUUUGUACGGAGCACAUUUUAUAAACGUGUACUUUUGUAACAGUGAGCACUUUUUCAGAGCUGAACCUCAAAAUAAAGAGCACCAGUGCAGCCCGAAUCAGG